Messenger RNA from Salvelinus sp. IW2-2015, 1142 nucleotides. RefSeq names its product melanoregulin-like. Gene Ontology annotation, biological process: melanocyte differentiation; melanosome transport. The record is from RefSeq and is a predicted model, not a curated record. NCBI's taxonomy places the organism in Eukaryota, Metazoa, Chordata, Actinopteri, Salmoniformes, Salmonidae. Gene Ontology annotation, cellular component: melanosome.
GUGUCUGAGAUCCGGGCUCGCAAUGUUGGGGAACUUCACUUGUUACAUUACAUCUUCAAAUAUUUAUUUUAUGGUAAAAAACCUGAGGAAAAUUGUAGAGAUAUUCUUUGGAUAAUCAGAUGUGCUGGAUGAUUCACAGUUUUUGGGUCUGAUGGGGGCGUUGUAUAGUUGUUGCUGGCGGAGUUACUGUAAUCUCGAUGAGAACCUAGAUGAUAAGACCGCUGUAUUACGAUAUGAUACUUCCAAAAUGCAGAGCACCAGGACUCAGAACUCCUCCAGGACUCAGACCUCCAGAGCCAGUAUGUCCAGCCACAGUGACCCAAGCCAGGGUCAGGAGGGCCUGUCCUGGAGGACAGAGGAGCAGGAGUGGGUCCCCUGGAGCAGCCCCAGGACCCCCAUGGGCGAUGCAGAGUCAGACGGAGAGCUCCAAGCCUUUAUCACGAUGAGGAACGAGGCAGACACGUACACAGAGGAGUGGGAGAAGCUCAACUAUGACAUCCAUAGUCUGAGGUACACCAAACGAGAGAUCAGCAGCCGAUGGAAGAAGAUUCUAACACAGCUAGGCUACCAGCAUGAGGUUGACUCUCUCCUGACGGUGAACAGACAGCUGUUACAGACAACUCUGAGUGAAUCUGAUAACCUGAACAGAGCCAGACAACUGUUACAGACCACUCUGGACCACUCUAGUUUGUUCCCACGAGGAGUGGCUAGCACAGACAGAUACCUCUUUGUUAUGGAUCGCUUGGUGCUCCUGGAUAGUGCAGAGGAUUUCAUCCGACUGGCGAAGGAGAAAUACCCAAAGAGAGAGAGGUGUGGAAUGAAGAGAAAGAAAAAAAAAAGAUAGAAUGAGAGGGAAUGGUUUGUGCUCCUCCUGCCGGCACUAGAAGGAAUGUGAAGAUCGCAGACGUCCCUUAGACACUUUAACUGAUUCUAACUGACCUUUUAUAUUAGAACGUCUAAUGUGCCUACAAAAGUCCUUUCUAUACAAGUUGUUGUAUGUGUUAUAGUUUCAGUAUUGUUAUGGCAACAACAACAAACAUUGUAGAAUUGUCUGUAAUAUUUAACCGUUGUAUCAGUCUGAAAGGAUACUUCUUGAUACAGCGUUUCUUAACAAGAACUAAACAUUUAAUUGAUUAACUAAA